AUUUCUCAUCUACCCGUGACACCUUCUCAUCACUCACCUCUUCCUUUUUUUCUGGUCAAAAGAACUAUAAUUAAGUCCUCUCUCUUUCUUUCACACAACACAACACAACACAAGAUGACUUCUAUCAUCUCACAAGGUCUUGUUCUCACCACUGCCAUGCUUCUCUCAACAACUCUGUUUUAUGUUGCCUUCUCUUGGCACAAGGCCACCCCAUCAUCAUUUCAAAUUCACCAUCCUAACAAACCCACCUUACGCUCUUGCUUGUAUUCAGAGGAAAAGAAAAGGGAGAGAAAGAAGAAGAAGAAAGUAAAAUUUGCAGAAAAUGUGAAGGAUGGAAGAGAAAGGAAUGAGGAAAAGAGAGUAUCAAGGAACUGCAGGCAUGAAACAUCGGAAAGCAGUGGCAUGCAAGCGAACAGAAUGGCUUUGUAUAACGGGAUUUUGAGAGACCGUGUGCAUAGAAUGGAGUGUUCAUACUAAGAUUAGAUUCAACAACAUUGUACCUUGGAAUAGUAGUUGUACUCAACAUGUGUUGGGACUUUCAGCAACACAAAAUCUCAUCAACCUCUCUCUUUCUCUCUCCUAAUUUUCAAAUAUAAUUUUGUGGUGAGGAGGCUGCUGAUACAAUGCAAAAAUAAAAAAUUAAAAUUAAAAUUAAAAUCUGGGGUGUUUUCGUGGUUGUAGAUCGUACUGGGUUUUGUCCAACGGCGUUUAUGAAGUAUUUCGCACACUUUUGUUUUCUUCUGCUUCCACCCACUUCAAUCAAACAAAUUUUUAUUUGUGUCUGUA
Messenger RNA from Cajanus cajan (pigeon pea), 786 nucleotides. RefSeq lists its product as uncharacterized. The record is from RefSeq and is a predicted model, not a curated record. NCBI's taxonomy places the organism in Eukaryota, Viridiplantae, Streptophyta, Magnoliopsida, Fabales, Fabaceae.